AUGGCGACCCAAGUGGAGCCGUACUCUUGUUCCGUCUUCCGCAAACUGAGCUUGCUGGUCGAAGUUAUCACAGUGCGUCACAGAGUUGAAAUCUCGAAAAAUGUGGAAUCGGAACGUAAGCGACAGGGAGAUAUCCGCGGCUAUCAGAAGUUCCGCGACCUCAUCCUUCGUUACAAGAGCCCGCCAACACCCGCCUACAGGAAUGGAGCCGGAACAAGUGCAGCAACAGCUUCUCUCCCAUCGCGGCCCGUCGGCUCCGCAGGUUCCGCACGCAUCAACUUUCGUCCGUCUCCCUUCUACGAGAUCAAGCAGUUUGCCUCUUCCAUCGUGCAGUGCCCCGAGGCGCCCAACCAGAACGAUCGCAAGAACGUGCCACUCUUCGUCAAUCUCACUGCGGAACAGGUGCAGCAGCUCAAGACGCCAAGAUACCAAUUACGGCUCUUCUGCACCACUAUGGAGGCACACGCCGCAUCUUUGUCCGGCCGCAACCCUGCCACCGUCGAGUUCCCGCUUACCUGUGAAGCCAGAGUCAACACUCACGCGCUUUCCACCAAUCUGCGCGGAAGCAAGAAGCAGGCCGGUCGAGUCCCUCCGCCCAAUUUGAACAAGGACAACACACUGGUCCUUCAAGAGGGCCGUCCCAACCGCAUCGAUCUCACGUAUGCAAAUGCGCCUAAACGUCACGUGCUGGUCGCAGCCAUCUGCGAGGUCACCACGGUCGAGACGCUCGUUGAGCGAUUACGAUCCAGGCAAUUGCAGAGCAAGGAAGAGGUGCUGCUCAAGAUGCGAAGGGAAGCAGAGGAUGACGACAUCGAAGCGGGAGCGGCAACCAUGAGUCUGAAGUGUCCCUUCAGCUACAUGCGCAUCGUCACUCCGUGUCGAGGCAGCCACUGCUCGCACGUACAGUGCUUUGAUGCAUACAGCUUCUUCUCGAUCAACGAGCAGACCCCAUCGUGGUCCUGCCCCGUUUGCUUCAAGACGAUCAAACCGGAGGAUCUCAUGAUGGACGGCUACGUCGACGAUAUCUUGAAGAGGGUGCCGCAAGACGAGGAUUCGGUCAUCAUCGAGCCCGAUGGCUCGUGGCGAACCUCGGACGGCAAGAUCAGCUCGAGCGGGACGGCACAGGCAACACCAGCAGCGGACGUCGGCACACCGCUUGAAGAUCGGCUGCUGAGCCGCGACUCGGAGGACGUCAAGCCUGGGCACGGCAAAGCAAACGGAGCAAGGCGAGCAUCGCCAAACGAGAUAGUCUUGCUGGACAGCCCGUCACCACCUCCCACGGCGGGUCCGAGCGAUAUAGCAUCGACAUCCGCAGCAGCAGCGAGCACUUCGUCGACGACACAUCAGCCAGCUCUCAACGGAUCGGCUCCGCCACGAGUGGCGGCGUUGUCCGCACCGCGACACGAGCGCAUCGAAAUACUCAGCAGCAGCGCGAACACGAGUGCCCGCAACUCGCCCGCCGCAGGUGCAGGUGCGGGAGCGGGAGCAGGAGUCGUGAUCGACCUCACGCUCGACAGCGACGAUGAAGACAGCGAGCCCUCGGUGCCUACGCGGCCCGCACCAAGCAACGGUGCUCAACACCACCCGCUGCCUCCCAGACCCGCCAGCAGCAGUACGCUCAGCACUCACAACGCGAGCAGCGGUGGCGGCGGAAAUCGAGGGGCUGGGUUUACAGGCUACUCUUCCAACGCAGCAGGUACGCCGAACCGCAGCAGUGGUCCGUUCGCAGCAGCCAUGUCUCGCGUCGAAGCGACACCAGAGGACGAGCAGAUCCGCAGGCCAGGCAAGCGACCGCGCACCGAAGCGAUACCGACUCCGAGCGACCCUCGACUCGUGAAUGGACAACGAUCGGGCACGUCAGCAGCGGAGCAGGACAGGAGAACGUCGUUACCAGCGUCGUAUCUGGACGUCGGCGUCAAUGGAAGCCGUAGCAAUGGGAGCGGGCAGGGCGCAGCAAGCAAUUCUGGCAACGGUAUCAACACGAGCUCGACGAGAGGAACGUAUCGCGAGCCGACGUCAGCACGAGGCGCGGAUGCGGACGACUCAGGGGACAACUCGUGGAUGGACAACGCAAACACGAGCGAGCACGAGCAGUACAUCAACGAAGAAGACUGGUGGAACUGA
Molecule: messenger RNA, 2124 nt
Organism: Pseudozyma hubeiensis SY62
Lineage: Eukaryota; Fungi; Basidiomycota; Ustilaginomycetes; Ustilaginales; Ustilaginaceae
Product: zinc finger protein
Exons: 4
Coding region: 1-2124 (707 amino acids)
Biological process (GO): protein sumoylation
Molecular function (GO): SUMO ligase activity; zinc ion binding
Source: RefSeq, a predicted model, not a curated record